AUGAGGACGCCGUCAGCAUCGCCAUGGCCGUGCUGAUCGUGGUCACUGUCGCCUUCAUCCAGCAUAAGAGAAGGGAAACUCCAGCACCUGCUCGCCCGAGACCUGGUUCCCGGAGACAUCGUGUCUCUCUCAAUCGGAGACCGGAUCCCUGCAGACAUUCGUCUCACUGAGGUCACAGACCUCCUGGUGGACGAGUCCAGUUUCACAGGAGAAGCUGAGCCAUGCAGUAAGACGGACACCCCGCUGACAGGCGAGGGGGACCUCACCGCCCUGAGAAACAUCGUCUUCAUGGGCACCCUGGUCCAGUACGGGAAGGGGCAGGGAGUCGUGAUCGGAACAGGGGAAAGGUCUCAGUUCGGAGAAGUGUUUAAGAUGAUGCGGGCUGAAGAGACACCCAAAACUCCUCUACAAAAAAGCAUGGACAAUCUGGGGAAACAACUGACGCUGUUCUCGUUCUGCGUAAUUGGCGUAAUCAUUCUCACUGGCUGGCUGCAAGGGAAGCACCUGCUCAGCAUGUUCACGAUUGGGGUCAGCCUGGCUGUGGCCGCCAUUCCAGAGGGCCUGCCCAUCGUGGUCAUGGUUACGCUGGUCCUGGGAGUGCUGCGGAUGGCCAAGAAGCAGGUCAUUGUGAAGAAGCUGCCGAUCGUGGAGACCUUAGGUUGCUGCAAUGUUAUCUGUUCCGAUAAGACGGGGACUCUGACCGCCAAUGAAAUGACCGUCAGCCAACUCGUAACGUCUGAUGGGCUCCAUGCCAAGGUCAGCGGAGUUGGAUAUAAUGGCCAAGGGGAGGUCUGUCUUUUACCGUCCAAGGAAGUCAUUAAGGAGUUUUCCAACGUCUCCGUGGGGAAAUUGGUGGAGGCAGGCUGUGUCGCCAACAACGCUAUCAUCAGGAAAAACACCGUGAUGGGACAGCCCACAGAAGGUGCCUUGAUCGCCCUGGCAAUGAAGAUGGACUUGAGUGAUAUUAAAGAUUCCUACGUGAGAAAAAAAGAGCUCCCGUUCAGUUCAGAGCAGAAGUGGAUGGCAGUGAAAUGCAGCCCCAAGAAUGAGGAGCAGGAAGACAUUUACUUCAUGAAGGGGGCCUUUGAAGAAGUGAUUCGUUACUGUACUAUGUACAACAACGGGGGCAUCCCCCUGCCACUGACACCCCAACAGAGAGCCUUCUGCCAGCAGGAAGAGAAGAAAAUGGGGUCCCUUGGCCUGCGGGUGCUGGCCAUGGCUUCUGGGCCCGAGCUGGGACAGCUGACAUUUCUGGGCCUCGUUGGAAUCAUCGAUCCCCCGAGGGCUGGCGUGAAGGAAGCCGUGCAGGUUCUCUGCGAGUCUGGCGUGUCCGUGAAAAUGAUAACGGGGGAUGCCCUGGAGACGGCCUUGGCGAUAGGAAGGAACAUUGGCCUGUGCAACGGGAAGCUGAGCGCCAUGUCCGGGGAGGAGGUGGAAAGUAUGGAGCAGAGCAAGCUGGCUGACCACGCCAGGAAGGUAUCUGUCUUCUUCAGGACCAGCCCGAAGCACAAACUCAAAAUCAUAAAGGCUUUGCAGGAGUCAGGGGCGAUCGUGGCCAUGACGGGGGAUGGGGUGAACGACGCGGUGGCCCUGAAGGCAGCGGACAUUGGAAUCGCCAUGGGGCAGACGGGGACAGAUGUCAGCAAAGAGGCUGCCAACAUGAUCCUGGUGGACGAUGACUUCUCAGCCAUCAUGAAUGCAGUGGAGGAAGGCAAGGGGAUUUUCCAUAACAUCAAAAACUUUGUCCGAUUUCAGCUGAGCACGAGCAUCUCGGCCUUGAGCCUCAUCACUCUGUCCACCAUGUGCAACCUGCCCAACCCCCUCAACGCCAUGCAGAUCCUGUGGAUCAACAUCAUCAUGGACGGGCCGCCAGCGCAAAGCUUGGGGGUAGAGCCGGUGGACAAAGACACUCUCCGGCAGCCGCCAAGGAACAUCAAGGACAUGAUCCUCAGCAGAGCACUCAUCCUUAAGAUCCUCCUGUCGGCUUCUGUCAUCAUCAGUGGGACCCUCUUCAUCUUCUGGAAAGAGAUCCCCGAAGACAGGGCAAGCACCCCACGUACCACAACCAUGACUUUCACCUGUUUUGUGUUCUUUGACCUCUUCAAUGCCCUGACUUGUCGCUCUCAGACCAAGUUAAUAUUCGAGAUCGGCUUCCUCCGGAACCACAUGUUCCUGUACUCGGUGCUGGGGUCAAUCCUGGGGCAGCUGGCCGUGAUUUACGUCCCGCCCCUGCAGAGGGUCUUCCAGACGGAGAACCUCGGAGCACUCGAUUUGUUGCUUUUAACCGGACUGGCCUCAUCCGUGUUCAUUUUCUCAGAACUCCUCAAACUAUGUGAAAAAUUCUGCUCCAGAGCCCGGAAAGCCCAAACUCAUCAUGAAGAUGUACAGUGGACCCUGACCAGUGUAAAAUCCCCUAAAUAAGCUAUAUUUUUAUAACUGCGGCCCCUCCCCGGCCCCUCUUCAGAGGCUGUUUUUAGGUCACUCACAGGCCUUCCUGGGAAGCCAGCAGGAAGCGCAGGCCCAGGCUCGCAACCGCACGUUCUCGCCCUCGGGGCUCUGGGCCAGACUGAGGAGCCUGUACAGAAACACCUCGCUAUUUAUUAAAUCGCAAUGA
This is a messenger RNA of Miniopterus natalensis, 2614 nucleotides long. Lineage: Eukaryota; Metazoa; Chordata; Mammalia; Chiroptera; Miniopteridae. The record is from RefSeq and is a predicted model, not a curated record.